This is a messenger RNA of Benincasa hispida (wax gourd), 1743 nucleotides long. RefSeq lists its product as uncharacterized. Lineage: Eukaryota; Viridiplantae; Streptophyta; Magnoliopsida; Cucurbitales; Cucurbitaceae. Gene Ontology annotation, biological process: intracellular protein transport; clathrin-dependent endocytosis. Gene Ontology annotation, molecular function: clathrin heavy chain binding; structural molecule activity. Gene Ontology annotation, cellular component: plasma membrane; clathrin coat of trans-Golgi network vesicle; clathrin coat of coated pit. The record is from RefSeq and is a predicted model, not a curated record.
AUGCCCGACACGUGUCGGUCAAGGAAUGAAAAACGUGGAAUUAAUAUCAAUUUAUCUUUAUUAUGCCAUUAUUUUCCUGAUUAUUGUUUCUCGAUCCGAACACUGCGUUCAUCGUCACCGCAAGAACUCCAAACUUCAAACAAACUCAGAAAUUUCCAAUUCAAGGAGGGAGACGAAGCAAAUUUCUCAACAAUGGCUUCCUUCGACACUUUCACCAAUGAAGAACUCGAACAACAACAGCACCACCAUUCUCCGACGGCGCAACCCUUUGACGAUGAUGGCUACGUCGGUUAUGACUCUAGUCUCCCCUCCCACCCCCACGACUCUUCUACCCCUUUCUCUCCCUCCGACGAUAUUACCUCCGCCGACCAACACCCUCAUCCUCCCCCUUCCUUUUUCGAAGACGACGUCAUUUCCGCUGGAGACACCACCAAUCCCAAUUUCUCUGACGCUUACGAUUUUGGAGUUUCCAAUCCUAAUCCCGACUAUGCAUCUCCCUUUGAUUCUGUUCACGCCGAUGGAAACCAUGACAAUGCCGCCGCCGCCGGUGGUGGUGGUGGUUUUGACGAUGGUGGGAUUUUUGUCUCUGAUGGACCGGUUCUCCCGGACCCAAGCGAAAUGCGGGAGGAAGGCCAUGCCCGACGCGAAUGGCGACGUCAAAAUGCCAUAGAUCUUGAAGAGAAAGAGCAGAAAGAAAAGGAGAUGAGGAAUCAAAUAAUUAAUGAAGCUGAAGAGUAUAAAGCAUCCUUUUAUGAGAAAAGGAGGGUCAAUUGUGAAACAAAUAAAGCUCACAAUAGAGAAAGAGAGAAGCUUUACCAUGCUAACCAGGAAAAAUUCCACAAAGAAGCUGACCAACAUUACUGGAAAGCAAUUGCAGAGAUCAUCCCACGAGAGGUACCUAAUAUUGAGAAGAGAAGAGGAAAGAAAGAUGCUGACAAGAAGCCUUCAAUAGUGGUCGUUCAGGGUCCAAAACCUGGAAAACCAACCGAUCUGUCACGAAUGAGGCAGAUUCUGUUGAAGUUGAAACAGACUCCUCCACCUCAUAUGAUGCCUCCGCCAAAACCGGCCAAAGAUGGCAAGGAUGGCAAGGAAAAGGAUAGUAAGGAUGGAAAGGAUAACGAGGAAAAGGAUAGCAAGGAUGGCAAAGAUACAAAGGAAGGGAAGGAGGACAAAGGUGGAAAGGAAGCAAAGGAAGCAAAGGAAGCAAAGGAGGAAGGGACAGAAACCAAAGAUACCGAGGAUGAAGGGAAGGAAGUUGAGGACAAGAAAGCUUCUCCACCAGCUGCAGGUCACACACCUACAUCUCCUGCAAAAACUAUGGAUACUGAUGGUACUCUGACUCCUGAUCAACCCAAAAUAGAGGUUGAAGCUCCUCCUCUGGUUGAUGCUGAUCAAGCUGUUCUGUUGGUGCCUUCUGCAGAGGAAUAAGGAAGCUUUUGUUAUGGUCAUGCUGCAUUGCAUUCCCUGCAGCGUGGGAUUUGAACAGCACUCUUCUUGUCUAGACUUAGAAUUUAGGCUGAUUUUUCAUUGAAUUUUAUCAUCUCUUCGACACUGAGCUUCUCUUACUUAUAUACUCCUUUUGUUACAGAUGAUAGAAAAAAUAAUAGACUUGCAAAGUUGUAGUAGAGCAGCUUAUGUUAUUUGUCCCUCAUAAUUAUGCUAGGGAAUAUUCACAAGUAGCAAUGAUUAUUGGAACAAUCACUGGGAAUAGAAUAGGCGCCCGGGAGGUGGGCAGUUUGACCA